ACGAGCACAUUCGGUGGUCGCCAGAUCAGUUUUGUGGACUUGAACAUAUGACAGUUCCGACUCAUCUUUUGUGGAUGCCGGAUGUAAUUAUUGAAGAUAUGAUCGAUAACAAAGUCAUUUCAAGUCCUUAUCUCUACAUUAAUAAUAAUGGCUCAGUCGAAUAUAGGAAUGAUCAGGUGGUGUUCAGCACCUGCAAGAUGACCGGUUACAAAUUCCCCUUCGACAUUCAGACCUGCAACCUCACUUUCAAGUCCCUCAUGCACUCUGAUAAAGACAUCGAGUUAAUUUCCAAUGAGAACAAUACAGAGAUCACAGAGUGGUCUCGUGAAGUGAUGCGCUCACAGUACGAGUGGCUGUUUGUCAGUUUGACAGUCACUGAAAAAACUGUUCACAACAAAACCAAGAUUCUUUAUGUUAUCACCAUGAAGAGAAGGUCUGUCCUCUACGUUGCCAACUUCUUGCUGCCUGUCUUCUUCUUCUUGUGUCUGGACUUGGCCUCCCUCCUCAUCUCCCACAGAGGUGGUGAGAAGCUCAGUUUCAAGGUCACUGUGCUGCUUGCUGUCACAGUGAUGCAGCUUAUUCUCAAUGAAAUUCUGCCUACCUCAACAGACAGGAUCCCCCUUAUAGCGACCUACUGCAUUGGGGUUUUUGGUAUGAUGAUGAUCAGCGUCAUCGAGACCAUUUUUGUGAUGUAUCUGAUGGAGAAAGACUUCCAGGAUGAUGAGACUGACAGAGACCAAAGCUUGAAUGAGAGCCAUGAGGACAAACUGGACAAAGGCAACUUCCACAGCUGUUUCAGAGGGAUGAAGAAACGUUUUCACUGUGCAUCUGAUGAUGAAACAUCUGUGCCCAAAGAGGGCAUCAGCAGCCAGCUGACCGAGGUGUCUCUUUCCUUGGAAAAGCUCUCAGAUGAGCUUGGGGAGAUCGACAGAAAAAUGACUCGACUCAGCAGCGGCAAGGAGGAGGAGAAGCCCGGCUACUGGACCAGGAUGGCAAAAAAAUCGACAAGGCUUUCUCCAUUAUCUAUGUUGUGUCUGCUUCUGUGUUUUUAGUCACUCUCUUUUCAAUUUGGAGUAUUCCGUAUACGGACUAGAUGUAAAGUUUAAGAAGAGAUUGAAUUCACUGUCAAUUUAACACUGACAGGACCUUUUGUGUGUUCACAUCUGUAAUUCAAACACAACAAAAUGCCCCGCUGAUGUCCUACAAAAGGAGGUGAGGGCUCACACUGACUCAUUACAAACUGAUUGGAACAUACAGGCAGGUGACCACACUGAUGAUGCAGUGAUGUUUGCUGAUCUGUAAUGUAUCGUCAGCGAUUUAUUUUUUCUUUUGACUAACAGCAAGUUGUGCUACAGCUCUCCAUGCUAAUUAUCGUAAUUAGCUGCACAGGCCUGCAUUUUUUUAAUCAUUUAUGCCCUGUAUCCUCAAACUUCAUGUCAAACAACAGCCAGUAUUGUCGAAAUUUGGCCUGAUGGUAAAAUAAUUUGGUCUCUCCUCUAAGCUAAAAUUUGUUUUGUUCAGGUUAUUUGCGGUUUUGUGACCAUUUUUAAAGGUCUUACUGUGUCUCUUGUGUUUCUAAUUGCUCCUCUUGUCCCUCCUUUUUUGACUGCCCCAAUUGUUUUCAGCUGUCUAUAAACAGCCCAGCAUCUUCCUUUGUACUCUGCCAGUUUGUCCUCAUGUUCAGUCUCUUUUUCCUUGACCUUCAGUCCUCUUUUGUUUGUUCUCCUGUCUGCUUUUGUUCAGCCUGUCAAGUUUUCUUGUUUUUUGGGCCUUUUGUUGGCUUUAUUGGACAGGUUUUAGUAGAGAGACAGACAGGAAAGUAGAGGGAAGAAUGAGGGGAAGACCAGUCUGACAGCAUUCCCCAAAUGUCUUCUAAAUGUUCCAAAUAAAACAAUCUGCUCUGACAUUUUACCUUAUUGGAACAUUGUUUGAAAUUAUAACAGUUCUUUGAACAUUAGAUUAAAAUGCUGUCGUUAAAACAUCAUUAGAAGUUGUGAGUGGUGACACAUCUAACACAUGUACUCAUUAUUAGCACAGUGUUCAGUUAAUCUUUCAAAUACACAAUAAAAUAUACUUCAAAUGUAAUCUAAUGGAUGUGUAGUUGUAUUUAGACUGGAGUUACAUGCUCAUCUGUGGAACAUGGUAAACAGCUGAAUGGUUCUUUCACAUCUACAUUUGCACCUAUAUUUAGCAUAUGAAUAUGGCAUAAUGUAUUCAAUGAAAUGUAUGAAAAUUCAGUGUUGUCCGGUUCUAAAAGCAGUGAAAUAAAAAAGUAUGACAUA
Acanthochromis polyacanthus (spiny chromis) is the source of this 2282-nucleotide messenger RNA. Its product is annotated as 5-hydroxytryptamine receptor 3A-like. The record is from RefSeq and is a predicted model, not a curated record. The coding region runs from base 48 to 1052 and encodes 334 amino acids. NCBI's taxonomy places the organism in Eukaryota, Metazoa, Chordata, Actinopteri, Pomacentridae. Gene Ontology annotation, biological process: monoatomic ion transmembrane transport; regulation of membrane potential; nervous system process. The transcript has 7 exons. Gene Ontology annotation, cellular component: synapse; membrane; neuron projection. Gene Ontology annotation, molecular function: extracellular ligand-gated monoatomic ion channel activity; neurotransmitter receptor activity; transmembrane signaling receptor activity.